Molecule: messenger RNA, 228 nt
Organism: Penicillium atrosanguineum
Lineage: Eukaryota; Fungi; Ascomycota; Eurotiomycetes; Eurotiales; Aspergillaceae
Exons: 2
Coding region: 1-228 (75 amino acids)
Source: RefSeq, a predicted model, not a curated record
AUGUCUUCAUUCAAUAACUUCCAAAAUAUGCUCGACCAGCAGGUCGGCUCGCUGCCGAAACGAUCAUGGCCGGCUCCAGAUAACCCAAAGAAACAACAAAGGCCUAUCCCGGCUAGUUCUUUGCGCGUCCAGGGAGCCGCUUGGGCUACCGCCGGCGGUGGCAUGGCUGCCACGCUCAACGGGGCGUAUCGAAUCUUUCGGAAUUUCCGUGGUUUCAAGUACAUCUAA